CGAGCAUCAGCUGAGAAGCGGACAUUUUUAAAAGUCGUUCGUCGUCGGGGGGAUUUAAAGGCGGACUUUUAACUAUUUAAAAUUAACAGCAUGAAGACCCCAGACAAGGAACCAUCAUUACAAGCACCCAUUUUACCUUGCACAUUAAUUGCGGAGACCCUUAAUGCUGGGGGCACGGUGAAAAAGUCAACUACUUACAAACAGAUAAAACUCAUCUUGGGUCGAAAUGAAUUCAGGGACCUGAUCCUGCGUAUAGAUUCCCCAAAACACUCUCUCAAAUUUUCACUGAGGGACUUUGUACUCCAUAAGCGAUUCUUGAAGGAGGGAAAAGCCACCAUCAGUCUGAAGGAUGCAAACGUAAACUUGAUGAUAGCAAACGCCCCUCCAAAUCAGCUGCUUGUCUUUAUGAAGACGCUGGCAGGGAAGCAUGCGGCGACUGGUGUGAAUGGUGGAGUGGUUAAUGCAAGAAAACGUCUCCUGUCAACAGUUCCAAAAAGCUUUGAGGAAAUCAGUCCUCUUACUUUUAAUGAGUAUGAAUCGGUGAGGAAAAAUGGAGGCAAAAUGCCACUGAAGGAGAGAGCUGCAAAUGUCCCAGAUGCUUCCCCUGUUUCUAGUAAACGUAAAAGGGAUUCAAAGGACACCUCAGGAUCCUCAACACCUAAGGUUCCCCGUUUUCUUAACCCUCUAGUCCUUACAUCUGAACAGAAACGUGUGUUGCAAGUUGUACAGUCUGGCCAAAACGUAUUUUUUACUGGGAGUGCUGGUACCGGCAAAAGUUUUUUGCUGAAGCGGAUUGUUGGUGCUCUUCCUCCUGAUGUUACUUUUGUGACUGCAAGCACGGGUGUUGCUGCCUGUCAGAUUGGGGGAACUACAUUGCAUGCAUUUGCAGGCAUAGGCAGUGGCAAAGCUUCUGUUGACCAGUGCAUCCAGUUGGCAUCAAGAAGAGUCAUAGCUCAGCAAUGGAAGAAAUGUAAACAUCUUGUUGUCGACGAAGUGUCAAUGGUUGAUGGAGAUUUUUUCACAAAACUGGAAGCAGUAGGGAGAGCAGUAAGAGGAAAUGAUAAGCCUUUUGGUGGAAUCCAGCUAAUUUUGUGUGGGGAUUUCUUGCAACUUCCUCCUGUUACUAGGCCUGGGGAGAAACGAGUCUUUUGCUUCCAGACACCUGCUUGGGAUCGCUGUAUUAACCUUAGCAUGGAGCUGACUGAUGUGAGGAGACAAGACGACCAAGAGUUUAUUGAUAUACUACAAUCUAUUCGGCUGGGAAGGUGUAAUGAAGAAAUGGUGGAGCGCUUAAAACAAACAGAGAAGAACACUGUAGAAAGGGAUGGUAUUAAGGCUACUAGGCUAUGUACUCAUCGCGAAGAUGUGAAUCACAUUAAUCAAGAACAUCUAAAAAAAUUAGCAGGUGAUACUCAGGUUUUCCAGGCUGUUGACAGUGAUCCUGGUCUGUCAUCUUUACUUGAUUCUCAAACCCCUGUUGUAGCUAAGUUAACCCUCAAAGUUGGUGCUCAAGUCAUGUUGAUGAAGAAUCUCGACGUUGGCCAAGGCUUGGUCAAUGGUGCAAGAGGUGUUGUUACAGGCUUCAAGAUGGGUAAAGAAGGGAACCCUGUUGUAAGAUUUUUAUGUGGUGUCACAACAGAAAUCAAGCAUGAGAAAUGGACAGUCAAAGGCUCAGGUGGUAUUUAUCUACACAGAAGACAACUCCCUUUGAAGUUGGCGUGGGCUUUCUCUAUUCACAAAUCACAGGGAAUGACUCUAGACUGUGCAGAAAUGUCUCUCUCAAGGGUAUUUGAAGCGGGUCAAGCCUAUGUUGCCCUGUCACGCGCAAGAAACUUGACGAGCAUCCGUGUGCUGGACUUUGGACCAGAAUGUGUACGCGCUCAUCCUGAUGUCCUCAAAUUCUACCAGGGUCUAAGAAGAGCCCGUUAUGAGGAACAGCAAUCCAUAAUGCAAUAUCUUUAGGAUUAAUUUUAUUUUUAGAAGGAUUUUAUUGUAAUUGAUAUAUAAUUAAUAUAUUAACACUCUCCUAUCCAGUGUCACACUCUGAUCCACCCCUAUGUUCUGUAUGUAAUGUCCCUCUUUCAGUACCACACAUUCUAUUAUCCUGUCUACUUUGAUGCAGCCUGUACCUCUGUUUUCCCUCCCUCCCUAUCCUCCCUUCACUGACCUCCCAACGUAUCAGAUAGCCUUACAGAAUCUCACUCUUUCUGCUUGGAUAACUUUGUUCUCCUUUACUUGAUCUAACCCCUUUAACCCCUUGCCGCCGGGUGACGGCGAUACGCGUGUAAACAAAUCGCUCGAAAGGUGGCGUGCGGCCAAACCAGCCGGCGGCGAGCCAGUGAUUCGGGCUGACGCCCCGUACUCCGGCGCUCAAAGUCGGCGCGCCGCCUUUGUUUGCCAGAGCGUAGAGUUUUUUUUUCCUUUUGUACACCCGGCGUCAUUGGGUUAACUAACCCGAUCUUAACCCAUUCACUUGUCAACUCCUUUGCCCAAGUUUAGCAACUAACCACUAACUCAACCACCCUUCACUAUCCUUUACUAUACCUUCCUGUAGUGCUACAUGACCUUAGAUGUCUAGCACAUUUAUUUUGGUUUUAAACAUUAACCAUUAACCAUUAAUAUAUUACAGGUAUUCAACCUCAGGUUUUCUUAUGGAACUGUCUUUCUUUCGUGUGCAUGUUUAAGUAUUUGAUGAGUCCCAAAGUGGAAUGAAACCUUGUUUUAUAAAAUUGUGCAUGCAAUUUAGGGCAUGAUGUGGAAGUGAUAGAUCUGAGAGAAAUAUAUGGCAUUAAUGCAUAUAUUGUAAACACAUGUUACAAUAUUGUGUGAACAAAGAUGAAAUGAAAGAGACAAGAGGAGAAUGGAACAAUAAACUAGGAAGUUGAUCAUGGUUUACCGUGAUUGCUCCUUCUGUUUUAUGACUGUAUACUGCACAUUGCAUUAAUUUAUGUAUUUUAUUUAAAGAAAAAAAAUUUAAACACUGUUUUUCUGU
Molecule: messenger RNA, 2992 nt
Organism: Penaeus indicus
Lineage: Eukaryota; Metazoa; Arthropoda; Malacostraca; Decapoda; Penaeidae
Gene: Pif1
Product: ATP-dependent DNA helicase PIF1-like
Exons: 12
Coding region: 91-1962 (623 amino acids)
Biological process (GO): DNA repair; telomere maintenance
Molecular function (GO): ATP hydrolysis activity; DNA helicase activity
Source: RefSeq, a predicted model, not a curated record